This is a messenger RNA of Penicillium coprophilum, 1671 nucleotides long. RefSeq names its product fungal specific transcription factor domain-containing protein. Gene Ontology annotation, molecular function: transcription cis-regulatory region binding; DNA-binding transcription factor activity, RNA polymerase II-specific. The transcript has 6 exons. The record is from RefSeq and is a predicted model, not a curated record. Gene Ontology annotation, biological process: regulation of DNA-templated transcription. Lineage: Eukaryota; Fungi; Ascomycota; Eurotiomycetes; Eurotiales; Aspergillaceae. Gene Ontology annotation, cellular component: nucleus. Bases 1 to 1671 code for a protein of 556 amino acids.
AUGCGGAAAAUCCACAUAUGCCUUCGCCUCGGUCAGGCGUGUCUCUAUCGCCAAACCGGACGCCGGUUCCAUGGAUUUCAAAAAGACCAGAAGAUCGAGGCUCUUGAGGCGAGGAUCAAAGAGCUAUUAACUGACCGCGCCGUGUCGGCGGAUACUUCCCGAGUACCGUCGGAGCGGGAGGCCAGUUCGCGAAGUGCCUCCAUCGCCGACGACGAGAAUGACAGGAAAGACGUUGUCGACCGGGAAUAUCUCAGCGUGGAGACGGCGCAGACUUAUUUGGAGGCCUUUAGGACCGUGAUGACUCCUCAUUUCCCUUUCGUGAUCAUCCCACCGGAUGUAUCCGUCAACCACCUACGCCAGGACAGGCCGUUCCUGUUCCUCGCGAUUAUUGCCACUGCAUCUUUCGAAAAUAUGCCGCUGCAGCGAUCUCUCGGGGCCGAAGUCAAGAAAGCUGUUUCUUCUCGCAUGAUCUUGAAUGGAGAGGUCUCUUUUGACCUACUUCAAGGGCUAUUGGUGUUCUUGGCAUGGUCGCAUUACCACACAAAGCCACAUCGCUACACGCAGUAUCUCCAACUGGCGAUAAGUCUCAUUAUCGAGCUACGGCUGGACCGAGCACCACAUACCAAAACGUGGAAAACGGGGCUCAAAUUUCGAGCCGAUGAGCCUGGAAAUCAGGAUACUUCUGAGCGGGCAUCCUGGAGCAAUGAUGAAAAGAGAGCUGUCAUAGGAUGUUACUACCUAUCGUCAUCGGUCGCGACCUUCCUUCAAAAACCCUCUACCUUCCCCUAUUUUCCAUAUAUCGAAGACUGCUGCCAGUCUCUCCACGAUGCAGGCGAGUAUUCUUACGAUCGAUACAUAAUGCACAUUGUGCAGCUACAGCAUGUCGCCGAGAAAAUAGAUCGUCUGCCCUCUGAUCAUGGGGAUGAACUGUUGAGACCCGGGUCUGGUAUAGAGCUCUAUGUGGCAGGCAUAAAAGACGACCUAUCAACCUUUCAUAAGCGAUUGACUUUCAAUAUCUAUGACUGUCCAUUUCUUGCGUUUCACUUCCACUCUACAGGUCUUUGUCUCUACCAAAUAGCUCUCAGCAUGACAGAUCAGCAACUUCCCUCUACAUUAAUAGCUCCACCUUCCCAAACCUGGCGUGAGGAAUUGUCACACGCAGCUGUCAAUGCAGCAGCAUCAAUUAUCAGUCUUUACAUCUCGCUUUCACCCGCGUUAGAGUUAGGCUUCACCAACACGCAAUGGAUACAACUGGGAUUCGCCAUGCUCGUUGAGUACCGCUAUACGGUCGCAGCUUCAAGCCCAGAGAGAACACAGGCGUAUCUUCGGACCCUGGAGUUGCUUCGGCAACGGGUGGAAGGCUUGUCAACGCCCAGCGUCGAUCACAAUGGGGAUCGGGAUGUCUUUAUCGAGUUCCGAAAGCGGGUUACUCAGAUACAGGACCGGCUUGAUGGGGGUAAGAAAGAUGACACACCUAGCGGCAAUCUCCACUUUGAGAGUUCAGUCGACAGUACUCAGGUUAUAAACCCGGAAUUUGCGCUUGAGGAUGUCGGCUCUGUAGAGUGGGCCGACCUGCCCCAGGAUAUGCUUGGGUUUAUGGAGGGCUGGCAGUCACUGGACGAUCUUCUCCUCAAUAACUCUGUAGAACAAUUUUUCAAUACCUGGACCUAA